Molecule: messenger RNA, 420 nt
Organism: Oikopleura dioica
Lineage: Eukaryota; Metazoa; Chordata; Appendicularia; Copelata; Oikopleuridae
Source: the annotation of a GenBank genome assembly
AUGAGACGAAAAUGCAAGUCAUUCGAAAAUGUCAGAAAAUGCAAAAGAUCAACGAAAAGAUAUUCGAAGGGGUACAAGUAUAUUUGCUACAAUAAGUAUAACAGAAGAAAGCACAAAACAUGUGGCUCAGGAUCAGAAUUCGUUUUUAUAAAAAUUGGAAGAUACGACUUUCAAAUUGGCGACUUAAAAUGCGGUUGUGGAAUUGGGAACAUUGAAAAAAGGUGCGAAAGUUUGGAUAGAUCACUGCCAGCAGCGAGGAAUAGCUCUGAUGGCUUUUUCGAGUCGCCUGAGUUCUGGGACGAAUUUUUCGACAAUCUGCCGGAAGAUCAAGAUUUCGAAGAAAUGAAUGAAACUUUUACCGAGCCACGUUCUGAACUUGAAAAUCUUUUGCCAAAGCUGGAAGUGUUGAUCGAACAAUAA